This is a messenger RNA of Dermacentor andersoni, 7518 nucleotides long. Its product is annotated as N(4)-(Beta-N-acetylglucosaminyl)-L-asparaginase-like. Gene Ontology annotation, biological process: protein deglycosylation. NCBI's taxonomy places the organism in Eukaryota, Metazoa, Arthropoda, Arachnida, Ixodida, Ixodidae. Gene Ontology annotation, molecular function: N4-(beta-N-acetylglucosaminyl)-L-asparaginase activity. Gene Ontology annotation, cellular component: lysosome; cytoplasm. The record is from RefSeq and is a predicted model, not a curated record.
ACUGGUUUAGCUCUGACGACAAUAAUUUGGACGGUUUCGUUGGGCGUUCGUUUCGUUCGUUGCGGGUAUCUAGUUUACUUUCCAGUGCAUGCGCGCGAUGGGAAGCUUGCUGCUUUGCCUUAAGGUUUUCAAGGCCUAUAGUCACACGUAUCAGCUGGCAUUGAUUGGUAACUUUUAUCAGCGGUACGUCUGGCUCACGUGCUACCUGCGAUAGGAACGUGGUGCCACGGUGUUCAAACUCAAGUAACGUGCCUACGUCGGUACGCGUCGGUCUGUCACGCGGUGCUGUGUCUUGGUGUGGUCGCCGACGAACGUAUAGCUAUGGGGACUGACCGCAUCUCGCAGAAGUGCCUGGCGGUAACGGCACUUCUUUUGAUGCAUUGUCCGCUACUGCUUGCGCUUCACCUAACGGAAGGUUACUGCAGCGCGUUCCCUCUCGUCGUUAACACUUGGGGAUUCUCCAACGCUACACUCCGAGCAUGGGAAGUGCUUACUGCCGAGAAUGGGACAGCGCUGGAUGCUGUGGAGCAGGGCUGCGCACAGUGCGAGAGGGACCAGUGUGAUGGCACAGUUGGGUACGGCGGCAGUCCAGACGAAGGCGGAGAGACGACUUUGGAUGCGCUGAUCAUUGAUGGCCCCAGCUACUCCAUGGGGGCUGUGGGUGACUUGCGCCGGGUGAAGCAUGCCAUCUCCGUGGCACGGGCAGUGAUGGAGCGUUCCACUCACACGUUCCUCGUUGGCGAGAAAGCCACCCAGUUUGCAGUCGAAAUGGGCUUCCAAGAAGAGUCGCUGGCCACGAACCACUCCAAGCAGAUGUGGGCUGAAUGGAAGGCCAACAACUGCCAGCCAAACUACCGCCAGAAUGUGGUUCCGAACCCCCGGACAAGUUGUGGUCCGUACCAGCCAACGAAACAGCUGUCUGCAGACAGGCGUGCCUGCCCAUCUGCAGCCAGUGAGCUCAACCACGACACUAUUGGCAUGGUGGUCAUCGAUGGCAGCAAGAGGCUGGCAGCAGGCACCUCCACAAAUGGCAUGAACCACAAGAUCCCAGGCCGCAUCGGGGACUCGCCCAUCCCUGGCGCGGGCGCCUAUGCUGACCAGGAAGUGGGCGGGGCUGCGGCCACUGGCGAUGGCGACAUCCUCAUGCGCUACUUGCCAAGCUUCCAUGCAGUGGAGAGCAUGCGUCGGGGUGCGGACCCACGGAGUGCGAGCGUUGCUGCCCUCCAUCUCAUCGUACGGCACCAUCCACAGUUUGUAGGUGCCCUGGUGGCUGUCAGCGUCGACGGGACUUAUGGAAGAAGUUUCCCGUGCAGUUCUGCUUUGCCCAUAGCUGUUCGUGCGGCCAGAUACAACGUGAAGCUUGUGGUCACUAUUUUUUUGUACUGCGACGACAGCAGAGAGUUCUAUAUAUGGAAACAUGCUGCGCCAAAAGAAAGAAUGCCCCACAGAUAAGUCCAAAGUGUGUGAACGUCAUGUUGAGGACGACGAUCUGUAUUUGAAUUCUUGAGAACAAGUAUAUAUUGAUUCCUCACUGGAAAUGUGGACGCUUGUUCAUGGCGCGAUUCCAUGAUUUAGUUAUUAUCGGUCUUCGCGAACACAUCUCGAAGCCAAAAAAUGUGAUGCAAAAGCGAAGUUCUCUAACAGAAGCAGCUCGAGAGUCAACAGGCAUUUCGACGGAAGCUUGCAGGGAUGCACUUCAUGCAGGUUUCAAACCAAAUGUAAUUAGAAUAUUGUUGUGCUUGCCUUCAAAAUAUGCGCUACAACAGACUGUGAUCAACAACCUCAUGACUGUGAUUUUGCCUUCUGUACUCUGAAAGCGUGUAUUUAUUGAAGACAAAGCUACGCAGCAGCGAUAUCUGGAUCGUUUUACAUGAGGCAACUCGUAGGUGAAAUUUUUUUAGUUACGAGAAGUGUUGUCCGUGAAGUGUAUCGCACCUAAUUUGCUUCAUGAAAAGCUGCAACAAAAUCCACAAAAUGUUAUUUCGAGCGCCUAUACUACCCUCAAAGGCAUAAUUGAAAUCAUCCUCAGAGAAGCAGAUGGCUUGACAAUUAAGCACGGCCAGGUGAGCAUAACAUCAAGCCAAAGUAAAGCAGCAAGAUACACGAUCAUAUGUGCAACACAAACAGUGUAGUGCACUACUUGCGAAAGGUUAUGAACGUUACCUCUUGCUGUAGAUGCAACUUUGUUCAAGCAAGCCGCUGAACACAACCUUAGGAGACUACAGAAAUGUAAGUAUGGGCAACACGAUGAAGUAAGAUACCUGUGACUUUAAAUGUAGGCGAUUCUGUACCCCCACAAGCCUCUUUAUUCACAGAGAUAUGAGGUCGUUCAAAACGAUCCAGGCAUAUUCACCAUUGAUGAACUUGUACAGAAUUAAACAUUGAUUCAUCACACUUUCGUGAAUCCUGCUUCCGGCGAUUUAUUCUGGAACACCCCAGUCAGGCUGGAGAAACCAUCCCCGAGUGCCUGCAUUUGGAUGUGAAGAUUUGUAGUUGUUCACACGACUAAUCAAGCUUGAUAUGAUCACGCGCAUUCACUUGACAAAAAAGAAAAGAAAAAGAACGAAUAUUAAGCGACCACUUGCAGAGCACGUGCACGUGACCUGCCAGUAAAGAAAUGCAAGAUUAUUUUGAAAAAGGUUGCUCAAGUAAAUAAAAGACUUCACAGUGUUUGUUGCCAAUUUUGUUCGUAGAAAAUAAAAUAAUCCUUUGACCUAUGAAUGUUUGGUUGUCAAAUCGGUUCUUGCCACUUCCUGCUGAUCACAUUGAGCAUACAUAUUUUUGGAUGCGUGAGGGACAUGUAAAAGGGCAUGCACAAAUUAGGUUUAUGAGACAAGGAACAGAUGACGGGCGGAGGAAUUCACCGAGCACAUUCAGUUUCCAUAUAGGAGUUUCGUUUGUUUAUUGUUUAUAACUUAUACAGAUGCGAAUAAUCUGCAUUUACACUACUUUAACAAAUUAAUGUACAUCUUAACUUUGGAAAUGAUGCAUUUUUGUGCCGAUACAAGGCAUUACACUUUUAAUGUGACAGACAGAUUUUGUAAAGGGCACUCGCCAAAGAAUGCUUAUGCAUUAAAAUAAUCAGAGGCAGUUAGCUUACCAGCAGAGGAGUAGCAUUUGGUGCACCUUACAAUCUUAAGCUGCGCGCAAUGUGUUCUUAAUACCACUGCAAAAAAUAUACAGGCGCUUGUAUUUAUUAUACAUAAUAUGAAUAUGCUGCUAGAAAAAAAGCACUGAGCAAUCCAGUUUGGCGCUUCUGACUAGGAAAAGUUGGUUGGAAAACCGAAUCGCCGCGCCUGGCUGCUCAUUUGCCCUGUACAGCUACAUCCUCGAUACGCCAACCACAUGUGCAUUUCAAGGUCGCCACAGGAACAUAUCAUUUUUUGCAUUAACCUUGGCGUAAAAACAUUGACCAGGCAGCUAAAUUACAUUCAGUAACAAGCAAGCGGUACGGGUUAGGUGGGGGCAAACGACGCAUUGCACCAAUCAUAGUGGACGAAGCACAGUACUGUGCGUGAAGAGAGAUGCGACUACAAGUCACAUUGACACAGAUACAUAGACACAAUAAAGUCACGGUUACUUAAGCGCGGCAGGUUUGUGACAAAACUCAGAGUGUGUAUCUCAACUACAUUUACCGAUGGAGAAGCGCUACAGGCCAGUUGGUGCAAAUGACACAUUGCAGCAGGAGCAGACGACGCGUGGUGUGUGACGAAAUACGCGACUGCAGCACCGGUAGUUCCAGUGACAGCCACUGCAACCACAUCGGCUAGUGAGCUUGUGUUCUGUGGUGAGCUGUGAAACUGAAGUAUGUCUAAGAACGUUGAUCCUGAUGGCGUGUUUUUAGUGAUUAAUUUUAGUUAUAUCUGGAACCACUCAGUCGAUUUACAAAGUAAUUAAUUUUUGAAAUUAGCAUGAAAAACUGCCUGUGUGACAAUUUUCAUUAAAUUUAGCCAAAAAUAAAAAAAAGUUUCUAAACCCCUCCUCCCCCUUAAUUUAAUUGCAAGUGUUUGAUUAUUAAAGAGAAAUUGAAGGCCAAAUCUUCGUUCUUUGAAAUUUCAUGCUAAAACCUCGGUGCCUGUAUGCCAGUGUGAUGCCACAAACAAGGCAUCUCUUUUUUUGUGUGUGAGUUUAAGCCAUUGUAGUGUGGCAAAGGUUCUCAAAAAUUGCCAAGUGCGGUGUUUGGCUUCUUUAGAAUUAAAUGCCACCCACCUUUACCUAUAAAAAAUUAACAGAGGCCGAGCUGCCAAAAUCCACGAUGUCACAUCAAGCUGGUGUGGCAACUUGAGGACAGUGGACGUCACCCGUAUUAUGUCUUUACCGGCUUUGCUUAGUCUCCUCUCACAAUAAAGACGGCUUCAUAUUGUAGAUGCAUAGUUUAGCAACACAGAUUAACUUAUUUUACCUCUUUAGUGUCCCCCUAAAGUGACAUUAAUGAGGUUGGUAAACUGCUCUUUAAAAGCUUUUUGGCAGGAAAAGGGCGACUGUAUCUGGAGAAAGUGAGGGUCAAACUUUAACCUUGCUCAUUUCGUGCUGAAUCCUUGGCAGCGGCAUAUUGCACAUCAUGCAUUUCAAAGCAUUUUCGUGUAUUUUGGCUGUUUGGGCACUGCGAAACUCACUGGAUUGAGUUUUCUGCUUCUUAAUUUAGUUCUUUAUUAGUGACAAAGAGUUAACUAGACCAGAGUACUAUAUGCAAUAAAAAUCCAUCACGUCAUACUGAGCUGGUUUUAGAACUUCAGGACGUAGUUCCAACACGCCUUUGGUUUUUGCAUAUUUUGUGGCUUACCAAACCUUGUCUUGUGUUUCUUGGGCGCAUCUUAAAGGGGCCCUGCGACCCAAAUUAUGCGUGUUAUGUUGUUCCACAUUUGCUAACUACAAGACUUGACCCUGCAAUGCCUUCAGCACCAGCAAAAGCACUAAAAUCGGAGCAUUUGAUAUUUUUAUUUGCUUCUGAAAUCAGUUUUCUGCGCCGACUGCAGCGUCACACAAACAAUCUUCGACAGUGGAUGUGAUGCAGAAACACGUGACGUGUGCUGAUCGUUUUUGUUGGUUGGGCAGGAAGAAUAUAUUGUCACAUUGUGGUGACCAUCAAAAACAGAGUAGCAAAGCUGUGAAUGACACGAAACUAACUUUUUAUUGUGCGAUCUUGUGCCCACAAAAGCAAGUGACAUUCGAAGCACAACGAUAGCACCAAACACAGUCAGCGAUUGUCGAAAUCUGAUCAGCAGGUCAAGCACGUCAGUUUUUAUACAUGACUCAUCCUCAAAGUACUACAUAAUUUGCGUAGCACCUACAAGUGGAUUGCACAAGGUUCAGUGCCAACGGAAAACGGAUAGAGCCAUCGAUAACAUUCGUGAAACUUGCAAUACAUGCAGCUGAUUCCUGCAUCGAGCGAUAGCAUUUAACAUUUGUUUGCUGGCGAAAAGUAGUCACCGGAGAUAGAUAAACAAGUACACAUGUCAAUAUAUCAAGCAAGGCCAUGAAGGGAAGGCCUCAAUGGGAAAAAGACUUCCAGUAUCACAGGAUGUAUGGCCACAUUUUGAUUGGAAGCAUUACAAGUCCUCUCUGGUUGAGCGAAAUGUAAAAUGAUAUACCUCUUCCUGUCUGCUUGUAUCUCGAAUAUGUAAGUUGAACCACUUUCUUUUGGCCAUGUCAGUUUUUGUAAUUCUUUUUUUUGCAUGCACCUUGGGAUAACACUUGGAACAUGUCGUGAUGCAGAAUUUGACAGGUGUAAACCCCAGCUGGUCAAAACUAAUGGGAAGUGGCAUUCAUCGUAGCUUAAUGUACGGCUUCAGAACAUUAAGCCACACAAUUGGAUUCGUUUCGUUUUACAGAAGAUGUCUUAUAGUGAACUGCUCACUACAGCUUGACUGCUUUAUUUGUGCGAUAGGAGAAGCUGCAGACGACUAGCAAUAAUGUACGAGAACAGCCCUGCACUAAUGAAAAAAUGGUCGCGGCCAGCUGCUAAGAAGACAGAUGCAGGAGAUGUGAAGGUAGUGUGCAGCUGUUGCUGGACUGCUUUUAUUUGAAGAGUAAGCACACAAGCACGGUAUUUUUUCUUGUUCUUUCUUUUUUCUUGGGUUAAACCACUUGACUUCUUUAACUGACUUUCUGCAUUGUGCUGGCUGCAUAUCGAUUGAUAGAGCACUUAUCAGUGCCAAUGCAUUCACUAGAGGCCACGUUCACCUGCGGGCUCUCCACACAUUCAUUGCCUAGUCUGUAUGUUUGAAAGUUUACUUAACAUAAUGAACGUAUACAAUUGCAAAGUACACACUUUUGGGACCCAACAAAUUUGUUAAAAGGUCCCUACCGAUUGUUAUUUGGAAAAAACACUUCUAUGGCAGCUGUUCUUUUUAUACUGUAAAAUCGCAUAAAACUGAUAUAGCUGAAUAAGUAAAACAAGAAAAUACAGUAUUAGGGAAAAUUUCACAAAUGCGAUACAUUUUUCUGACAAUUUUCUUUGUUACGUCAUCGAAAACAUCUGUACAGGAAAAGAAAAAAAAAAGAAAAGUGAGGACAUGUGCAAGCAUGUGCAGUGUUAUGCAUUGUUAAUAAGUGAGUGUUUUAAUUGUUUAAGAAAUGUAUGCGAUGUUCUUAGAGUGGUUAGGUCACUAUCAAGCUUAUUCCAAACUGAGGUGCCUGUAAACUGUAGUGUAGAGCGGCCAUAAUUAGUGUUUACCUUAGGCUAUAAAAAACGACAGCGAGAUGCGUUUCCAACAUUGCGAAGUGAGGGAUGGAGUGAGACUGUUGUCAAGGCUAGUUUUUCAUUAACUAUUUGAUGCAUGACUGAGGCGAUGUUGUAUGUUGUCAAAUCGUAAGUGUUGAGGAUGUUGAGGGUUUUAAAUAAAUCUUCACUCUUAAUAUGCAUACUGUUGGGCGCUAUAAUGUGAAGAGCUCUUUUUUGAAGUGUAAACACCGGUGACAGAUGAGUUUUGUAUGUGCAACACCAGCUCGCUAAGGAGUAAUUAAUGUGAGAGUGAACAAAUGCGUAGUAAAGAUUGAUAAGCAUGUGGGGAGGGAAAUAGUUUCGACAUUUCGGCAGCACAUGCAAGCCAUAUGAAGCCUUAUGAACUACCGAACGCACAUGAAGGCGGAAUUUUAAAUGGUUAUCGAUAAUAACACCAAGAAAUUUUGUCUCACUAGAUUGUUUUAUCGGAUGGAUAUUGUAAACGACAUCUGUAUGAAUAGCCGUUUUCCUUUUUUCAGAGUGAAAUAAGAUAAGAACUGUUUUCGUUGGGUUAAGGUGAAGGGCAUUCAGUGUACACCAAUGGUGCAAAAUUUGUAAUUCAGAGUUAAGCUUAUUAAUUAGGUUGCAUUCUUCACGAUCGGCAAUAAUAAGGUUAGUAUCGUCUGCAUAGAGUACAGGGGUAGCACACACAAGCUGCAAAGGCAAGUCAUUUAUAUAGAGUAUUUAUUACAGUGCAUAAAGUGAUGCAAACAAGUUACAUCACCUGGUAAACGAACUGUUAGCACUCAUAAUGACAGACAAGUGAUACAAUCACCAGGUGUACAUUUCUUUCA